CCCUCCCCCACUCUAUAAUUCUUUCUCUCUAUCAUACCACUCACUGAACCUUCAAACAGGACUAUAUUCGGUAACAGCAACUUGAAGGAGCAGGAAAAUACCAUCAUCAUCAGUCUCGCCCUAUUAUUGGCCAAUCUUUGAUACUGUCCCUCCCCUUGUGACAUACCCAGCAAGCUUAUAAGAUGCCUCAAGCGGUCUCUUUGCCCACCUGGGCCUCUUUGGAAGACCAUUACAAGGCUGUCGGGAAGACUUUUGUCUUGAAGGAAGCCUUUGCCUCGGACCCAGCCCGUUUCAGCAAGUUCAGCAAGACUUUCCAGAAUGGCGCCUCUGGUACCGACAUAUUAUUCGAUUUCAGCAAAAAUCUCAUCACCCAGGAGACCAUCGACCUUCUGGUUAAGCUUGCAGAAGAAGCUGGCCUUGAAAAGAAGCGUGAUGCCAUGUUUGCUGGCGAGAAGAUCAACUUCACUGAGCACCGAGCUGUUUACCACACUGCGCUGCGUAACGUAGGGGGCUGGGAAAUGAAGGUGGAUGGACAAGAUGUGAUGAAGACCAAGGGCGGCGUCAACUCUGUCCUACAACACAUGAAAGAGUUCUCCGAGCAGGUUAGAAGUGGUGAAUGGAAGGGUUACUCGGGAAAGAAACUGACUACCAUCAUCAACAUUGGCAUUGGUGGAUCCGAUCUGGGUCCUGUCAUGGUCACCGAAUCCCUGAAGCACUAUGGUGCCAAAGAUAUGACGCUCCACUUUGUCUCCAAUAUCGACGGCACCCAUAUGGCAGAGGCCCUUGCGAACUCCGAUCCCGAGACCACCCUCUUCCUUGUCGCUUCCAAGACCUUCACCACUGCUGAGACUACUACGAAUGCAAACACCGCAAAGUCGUGGUUCCUCGAGAAGACCGGAGGUAAGGGCGAGAUUGCCAAGCACUUUGUGGCACUUUCUACCAACGAAGAGGAGGUCACCAAGUUUGGUAUCGACAGCAAGAACAUGUUCGGCUUCGAGAGCUGGGUCGGCGGCCGAUACUCAGUCUGGAGCGCCAUUGGUCUUAGCGUUGCGCUGUACAUCGGCUACGAGAACUUCCACAAAUUCUUGUCUGGUGCCCAUGCAAUGGACAAGCACUUCCGCGAGACUCCUCUAAAGGACAAUAUUCCCGUCCUAGGGGGUCUAUUGAGCGUUUGGUAUAGCAACUUCUUCGCGGCCCAGACUCACCUAGUAGCUCCCUUCGACCAAUAUUUACAUCGCUUCCCGGCCUAUCUCCAACAACUGUCAAUGGAAUCUAAUGGCAAGACUAUCACAUCGGACGGUUCGGCCGCCAAGUACACAACCGGCCCCAUUUUGUUUGGCGAGCCUUGCACCAACGCCCAGCACUCAUUUUUCCAGCUCGUCCAUCAAGGCACCAAGCUGAUACCGACCGAUUUCAUUAUUGCCGCCAAGUCCCAUAACCCCAUCUCCAACAACCUACACCAGAAGAUGCUGGCAUCCAACUACUUUGCGCAAGCCGAAGCCCUUAUGAUUGGCAAAACAGCCGACGAGGUCAAGAGUGAAGGAACCCCUGAAGAGCUUGUACCCCACAAAGUCUUCCUAGGGAAUCGACCGACUACUAGCAUCCUAGUUGGCGGUGUGAUUGGGCCUGCUGAGCUAGGCGCUCUGAUUGUCUACUAUGAGCACCUGACCUUCACAGAGGGAGCCAUCUGGGACAUCAACUCGUUCGACCAAUGGGGUGUUGAACUAGGCAAGGUGCUCGCGAAGAAAAUUCUCAAGGAACUAGAUGAGCCAGGGAACGGUAGUGGCCAUGAUUCUAGCACGGAAAGCCUAAUUGGUGCUUUUAAGAAGUUUGCCGGAAACUGAAGGUCUAAUGCCGUCGGCAACCCUAAAAGGGGUUCGAAGCUCUAAGUUGGCAGCAGGCGGCAUGAUAUAUAAAGUUAUCUCGUUGUUUUCGGUAUGCUCCAUGCUUGCAACUAUAUUAUGUACCUGAGUAGGUAGGUAAUAAGAUUACCUAGGGCAGAUUCAAGCAUCUGCUAGUUGCAGUAACUCAAAACUUCGAAUCCUUAAUGAGAUCGGAUACUACUACCUAUGCAUCAUCCCCCUGGGAUGAUACUCAAAAUGCUGUUGUGGCUUCGUCAUCCGAAGCCUUGUCAAGACCAAGCCGAGCCCAUAAGGGUCUCUCUAUAACGAACUACACAGGUCUGCUCUCUCCAUCGGACAACUCAACUCAAUUCCA
Hypoxylon fragiforme is the source of this 2217-nucleotide messenger RNA. RefSeq names its product glucose-6-phosphate isomerase. Gene Ontology annotation, biological process: gluconeogenesis; glycolytic process; glucose 6-phosphate metabolic process. Bases 183 to 1844 code for a protein of 553 amino acids. NCBI's taxonomy places the organism in Eukaryota, Fungi, Ascomycota, Sordariomycetes, Xylariales, Hypoxylaceae. Gene Ontology annotation, cellular component: cytosol. The record is from RefSeq and is a predicted model, not a curated record. Gene Ontology annotation, molecular function: carbohydrate derivative binding; glucose-6-phosphate isomerase activity; monosaccharide binding. The transcript is spliced from 4 exons.